Morchella sextelata is the source of this 1278-nucleotide messenger RNA. RefSeq lists its product as uncharacterized. The record is from RefSeq and is a predicted model, not a curated record. The coding region runs from base 1 to 1278 and encodes 425 amino acids. NCBI's taxonomy places the organism in Eukaryota, Fungi, Ascomycota, Pezizomycetes, Pezizales, Morchellaceae. Gene Ontology annotation, cellular component: mitochondrion; lipid droplet; plasma membrane. Gene Ontology annotation, biological process: glycolipid biosynthetic process. The transcript is spliced from 4 exons.
AUGGAUAUCGAAGGACUUGUUACUCCCCCGCCCCCUCCUCCCAAAGAAGGCCGAAAAUACGACCUCGUCGUCUUCGGUGCGUCCGGAUACACAGGCCGUCUGACCUGCGAACAAGUCCUCGCCAACACACCCUCAACUCUGAAAUGGGCCAUUGCCGGUCGCUCCCCCAAUAAGCUUGAGCUUCUUGCGCUGGAAUAUAACAAGCGCUUUCCCGAUCGUGUUCCCGUUGGGAUCUUUAUCGCGAAUGUGGAAAAUGAAGAUACAUUGGAGACCAUGGCUCGGGUAACGAGAGUGCUCAUAACUACUGUGGGCCCAUACCUGAAGUAUGGGACACCGGUGCUGGAAGCGUGUGCGUUAAACGGAACUCAUUAUGUAGAUGCGACGGUAGAGACGACAUGGGUGAGGGAGAUGAUCAAAAAGUAUCACAAGACAGCGACAGUUAAUGGUGCCGUGAUCAUCCCGCAAUGCGGCGUGCAAUCCGCGCCUGCCGACCUUGCUGCCCACUCCCUCGUAACAUUGAUCCGUAAUCGCCUCUCCUGCCCCACCGAUAACAUAACUUUCACACUCCUCGAUCACGUUUCAGGUGUCUCCGGGGGAACAGUCGAAACACUCCUCUCAGUAUGGGAGAUCGCAACACUCCAGGAAAUGUUCCACGCGCGCAGAACUUACUCUCUCUCCCCCAUCAAGGGGCUCGAUCUCCCCUUCAUCCCGCCCAUCCAGCAGCAUGAAGACCUUGGAAUCCUAACCAAGAACGUCCAGGCGAGUCAUGACGAGAAGGUCGUGAUGCGCAGUUGGGGCCUAAACCAAGGAGGGGAGUGGUAUGGCAGGAAUUUUAUGUUUAGGGAGUAUAGGAGUGUGGAGACCAUGUUCAUGGCGGUGUGGAUGUAUAUAUGGAUGAGCAUGAUCCAAAUUUUGCCUUAUGUCACGCCUGUUAGAUGGAUAAUUCGCCGCUACUAUGCACCCCCAUUGGGCGAGGGUCCGAUCUUGGAGUCGACUAACAAGUACCGCAUUGAAUGGCGUGGUAUAGCUGAGGCGGACGACGAUAAUGAGGAGGCUGCAAAAGCUACCAUUUCAAUAUUGUGCGAGAAAGACACCUACACCACGACAGGAAUCCUACUUGUGCAAACGGCAAUGAGCUUGCUGUCAGACGAGGAGACAUUCGCAAAGAAAACUGGGGGUGGUGUACUGACACCAUCGGCGGCGGCAAGUCCAGCGUUCUUCAUGGCGCUAGAUAGGUGCGGGUUUCAUGUAGAGACGAAAAUGAUGGAAGAGUUUUAG